This is a messenger RNA of Danio aesculapii, 3486 nucleotides long. RefSeq names its product integrator complex subunit 15 (gene ints15). NCBI's taxonomy places the organism in Eukaryota, Metazoa, Chordata, Actinopteri, Cypriniformes, Danionidae. The coding region runs from base 148 to 1575 and encodes 475 amino acids. The record is from RefSeq and is a predicted model, not a curated record. The transcript has 8 exons.
UUUCCGAGGACAACUUUCACAUUGUCAGUUAUGAGCGAUAUGCUUUUGCAGAUUAAAGUAAACUAAUGUAACGAGUCUUAAUGGUUAACGUAGUUGGUCUGAUGUUUGUAUAUGUGCUGAUGCUGUAGUUCCUCCUCCGCAGCAGAGAUGAGUGAUAUUCGGCAUGCAUUGCUGCGGCGCGAUCCGCUGAGCGCUGCUAAAGAGGUUUUGUAUCAUCUGGACAUCUCACUGGGCAGUGCUCUCCAGAGCUCCGGUGGACCCCUGCCUGGACUAGAGAAGAGCACAGUGGAGCUGGUGGAGGAGUUCAUCUUUCAUGUCCCUAAAGACAGAAACAUUCAGCCAAAGAGGAUGAGCUGCGUUCAAGAGCUGCAGCUUCUGGAGAUCAUGUGCAGUUACUUCCAGGAGCAGAGCAAAGACGCCAUCCGACAGGUCAUUUUCUCAGCGCUCUUCAGUCUGCAAGGCAACAAGGCUGAUGAGAGCCGCAUGGCCAUGCUCGGGAAGCUGGUUUCUAUGUCGAUAGCUGUGUGCCGUGUGCCUAUACUAGAGUGUGCAGCCAUCUGGCUACAGCGCGCACACUCUGCGUGGUGUGUGCGUUUGGCACAGGUGUUGAUGGAGGAUUACUGCACACUGGUGCCCUGUGCCAUUUCUACCCUACAAAACAUCUGUUCAGCCAGCCCUCGCUUUUGCUGCCAGCUCAUCACUGCAGUCACGGCGCUCUAUGACUUCUCCACAGAUGAGUUGACUCCACCCCCUGCGCUCUUGGAGAUGCUGGUUGGUUGGAUCACAGAGGAUCCCAGACUACUUCUGCUCACCUUCAUCAACACCCCUCUCAACUCCAGCCUGCCGUUGGGUUGUCUUGAGAUCACUCCUCUUCUGGGUCUUCUGCGCUGGUGUGUCAAAGCUCCGCUAGCCUAUCACAGAGGCCGGAAGUCAGCUUUGACCAAUGGCCAUGGAGAUGGUGAAAAGGGGACGGCGUAUGAAGAGCUUUACUCCAAACUACACCUGAGUGUUCUUCAAGUAUUUCUCAUGCUUCAGGUGCACCUGACAGAGAAGAAUAUGUUUUGUCGUCUGACUGUGCUUCCUGUGGAGUCUGUAGCCGCUCUGAUCGAGGAGGUCGGCCGUCUGUGUGAGAAGCUCGCGCCGCUCCUCGACGCCAGUCACAUUCAGCUGGCUCUGGACAGGCUGGCGCAGGCUCUUCAGGUCGCCAUGGCAACCGGAGCCCUUCUCUGCGCCAGAGAGGAUCUACGGGCUUUGUGCUCCAGACUGCCUCACAACAAUCUCUUACAGCUUGUAAUGUCCGGGCCAGUGGUUCAGCCUCCUCCUCACAGCUCCCCGUUCCAGGCAAACAUGUAUCCUCAUAUCCACCCGGGUCGCCCGUCUCCUCUGUCCCCCCACAGCCCACACCAAUCCACCCUGUCCUCCCCUCACAGCCCUCACCCUGUCCUGACAGCCCACCCCACGCACCCUGCUCUCGCCCCUCAUCGCCCGCUGACUGCCCACGCCACACACCCGGCCCUCUCUCCACACGCCUUCCACCCCGCCUCCAUCGCCUUCCCCUACCGGCCCAUUCGCUGAGCGGGACGUCCCACUCCCGACUGCUGGACUUUUCUUCAGGAGGUUUGAAAUGAUGUUGUUGUCACAUGUUUGGUUUGGUUUAUAAUAUAAGCGGGGAUGUACAGUUGUUUUUUUUGAAAGAAGGAUAAUCUGCUUGUCAAGGCUUGUUUGAUUUAAUAUACUUUAAAAAUGUGAAAUAUUAUUUAAUUUAAAAUAAAUCUUUUCUUGUAGAAGUGAGGUUUAAAUGUCAAUUAUUCCUAUGGUUUAAAGCUGAAUUUUGAGCAUUGCUGCUUAAGUCUUCAGUGUCAAUUGAGCCUUCAGAAAUCAUCCAAAUUUAUGAUUUGAUGCUCAAGAAAAAAUUAUUAUUUUUAUUGCCAUUAUCAGUAUUGUACGCUGUUGGGCUCAGGGGUGUAGCAACCGGGGGGGAUACGUCCCCCUCACUUUUAUAGACAGCCCAUUUAGAAACAGCUGAUUAAUAAUUAUAUGAACCUAAACUUUUGGAUCUCAUUCAGCUGCCCAGUUGGGCUGUUUCCUGUUUUUGUUAUUUAUGAUUUGAUGCUCACAAAACAAUUAUUAUUAUUAUUAUUGUUAUUAUUGCCAUUAUCAGAUGUUGGGUUGUUUCCUAUUUUUGUGGAAAUUGUAAUAUAUCAGCGCUCACAAUGUCAAAUCAAUUUAUUUGAAUUAUUUUUAACUUUCUUUUCAUCAAAGAAUUCUGAAAAAAAAGUUACAUUUAUUAGUUUUCAACAUAAGCCGGCAGCUAUCUCUCUGCCACUCUCACAUGGUCACUCACUGAAGAAAAGCAGAGCUGUGCCCAGUCAUUGUGCCAGACCACAUGGGAAACCUAGGUUGCUGCCGGAAAAGGUGUUAGUGAGGCCAGCAGGGGGCACUUAACCUGCGGUCUGUGUGGGUCCUAACGCCCCAGUACAUUGCUGGGGGCUAUAUACUGCUCAGUGAGUGUUGUCUUUUGGAUGAGAUGUUAAACUGAGGUCUUGACUCUCUGUGGUCAUUAAAAAUCCCAGGAGGUCCUUCGAAAAAGAGUUGGGGUUUAACCCUGGCAUCUUGGCUAACUUUGCCCACUGGCCUCUGUCCAUUAUGGCAUUCUAACCAUCCCCAUGUCAUAAUUGACUUCAUCAUUUUGCUGGAAGUGGUGUUAGUGAGGCCAGCAGGGGGCGCUCAACCUCUGCUCUGUGUAGGUCCUAACACUCUAGUACAGGGAUGGGCAAACUCGAUCCUCGAUCUUAAAUUAGGGUGUUCAGGUGUGUUUGAUUAGUGUUGGAGCAAAACUCUGCAGGGACACCAGCCCUCGAGGAUCGAGUUUGCCCAUGCCUGCUCUAGUACAUUGAUGGGGACUGCUCUAUACUGCUCAGUGAGCGGUUUUUUUUUUUUUUUUUUUUUUGAAUGAGACUUUAAACCGAGGUCAGCUGGUGUGCGGUCUGGCGCAAUAUGGCUGCCAUCGUGUCAUCCAGGUGGAUGCUGCACACUGGUGGUGGAUGAGGACAUUCCCCCAAAAAUGUGUAAAGCACAUUGAGUGUCCAGAAAAGCGCUUUAAUGAAAGGAACUAUUAUUAUUUUUAUUAUUAUUAUUACUGAUUAUUAAAAAAUAAAUUAAUGAUUACUAAUAAGAAGCGCUCAUAGUAGAAUGAUAAAUCAUUACGUUAGAAUGAUUUCUGAAGGCUCGUGAGAUAUUGAAGCAAUGAUGCUAAAAAUGCAGCUUUGACUCACGAAUAAACUACAUUCUAUUAAAAAAAUUAAUAAUUAUUUUUACAUUUUUAACUGUAUUUUGGAUCAAAUAAAUGCAACCUUGAAAAGCAGAAUGAACUUCUGUUAAAAACUUUACAAAAAUCCCAAACUUUUGAACUCUCAUGUAUAUUGUAAAAUAUUUGAUAUGGAUGUUAAAAGUGCUUGUACAGAUGAAAUAAAAUGAGAAGCUUAA